Amphibalanus amphitrite is the source of this 2383-nucleotide messenger RNA. RefSeq lists its product as uncharacterized. The transcript is spliced from 3 exons. Lineage: Eukaryota; Metazoa; Arthropoda; Thecostraca; Balanomorpha; Balanidae. The record is from RefSeq and is a predicted model, not a curated record. The annotation marks the transcript as partial.
CGCAGCGUAUCCGGCGCCGAUACUUCGGCUGACUGAUCCUCGGAAGUGGAAGAACCAGCGGUUUACAACGAACGAGUUUGUUUGUGUAUUGUGGAACCAGCCGGCUCAGCUUUGGCUCAGCUGACCGUGUUAUUCCGCAAAAUGUCUUUGUUUGCUUAGUUAGUUUAGUUAUGUGUUAUUUUGAAAGAUUUUGUCAACGGCUAAAUUAAAUAAUUAUAGUGGACAGGGCAGAACCUCGAAACCACUUUUACACUCUCACUCGAUCAUGUUCAGUUCAAAUAUAUCGUCAAGCUCAUUUCAAAUAAAUCACAAGUGAUGAGUCGGUGCGUUUAGAGAUCUGACCGUCUAAGAAUUGGAAGAACAGAAAGGUAGCCGGCGACAACAGUUUCGAGGGUUCACCUACAUUGAGGUAUGGACAAAAUGGAGACAUUAUACAAGCUCACUGUUCAUGAGCUAAAAAAUGAGCUGUCAAGAAGGGGCAGAGCCUGCAAGGGUAUUAAGAAAGACGUUUUAGUGAGUCGUUUGAAAGAUGUUUUGGAAUCGGGAGGCACUACCGUGGCUGAUUUUCUCACUGAGUUCAAUGCAUCAAAAGCUGCUGAUCUUGCUGAAUUUACCCGUGGCCUCACUAGUAGAUCUAGAGACAAUUUAGGAUUUAAUACUGUAGCUCCAGAGAAAGACUGUGCUCCUGAUAAGCCCUGCAAGGAUGCUGGUAUAAAUGUCAAUGACAGUCAGGAGGCUGCUGAGGCUCAGGGGUUUGACACGAGAGAUGACAACCACAAACGAGCUGCGUCUGAGGUAGCCAGCUCUAUUGUGUCAAUCGGGUCUACCUCAUCGAGGCACUCCUCUUGUUCGCGCGCUUCUGUGUCGUCACUGAGGGCAAGGGAGCAGGCGAGGAAGGCAGGUCUCCGGGCAAGGAUCGACAUGCUGAAGGAGAAGCAGAAGUUGGAGGAGCAAGCAGUGGCGCAAGCAGUGGCAAUGAAAAUGAAGAAGGAAGAAUUUAAGCUACGCAUGGAAAUCGCAGAGGCUGAAGCAAGGGAGCAGGUCUUUGCCGAAGAAGAAACGUCGGUCGAUGCAAGAACAAGUCAACCACAUCUGGUAAGAUCUGCAUCACUCAUAAGCCAUGCAGCAUAUGACAACGAACAUGAAGAGAGUACAGCCAUAGUGGCAUGCAAGGAAGAAGCUAGAAGGUGGGAUGUAGAAGGAGAAGAGGCCAGAGAAAAACAAUUCUCCCAAGAAUGAUAACAGGGAAGGAGACACGCUGAAGGAAGCUGGAGAAGAAAGAAGCAUGGAUCAACGACAGGUGAGCAGUGAGACGUACCAACAUGUCGACACCACACAGGCACUCCUGACCCACCUCCAGAGAGGACAGUUACCGAAUGUCGAAAUUCCAGUGUUUAGCGGAGAGAUAACAAAAUACCGAUCCUUCAUCCGGGCCUUUGAAAGUCGCAUUUUGUCGAAAACCGAAGAUGACGAGGAGAAGCUGUUUUUCCUUGACCAGUACACCCGAGGAAAACCACGAGACGUUAUAAGAGGCUGUUUGCACAUGUCACCUGGUGCAGGAUAUCGGGAAGCUAGACGGCUGCUAGAGCAGAGGUAUGGAGACGACGACUCUAUCACGAAUGCAUUCGUCGACAUGCUCAUGGAGUGGCCCCUGGUGAAGCCUGGGGACGUAGAGAGCUUGGAUAGAUUCGCAUUGACGCUCAGGUCCUGCCAUAACGCAAUGGGUGGAAUCACAUCAGAAGGGAGGGAAACCGACCACCCGAAGACGAUGCGGAGAAUACUUGGGAAACUUCCGUAUCAGCUGCAAGACCAGUGGCGCCGUUUGGCUGACAGGAUUCAAGAGGAAGAGAGGAGAAAGGCUAGGUUUGAAGACAUCGUCAACUUCGUGGAAAAGGAAGUAAGAAUACAAACCAAUCCAAUGUUUGGACGUCAACACAACAGCAAGAGCGGUGAGCUUGACGGUUCACGGAAGAACGUUCAAACCGUGUCGGCGACAGUCGUCGGAGCAGAUUCUGGACGUCAUCAGACCUCGCGAGUGUGCUUGUUCUGCUCCAGAGACCAUUGGCUAGACCAGUGUGAUGACCUUAGAACUUUGGCGCCUCAUGAGAAGAACAAAUUCAUCAGAGAGAAGGGUCUUUGUUAUGGGUGCUUGGGCAAGGGCCACCUGGUUAAGGAAUGCGCAAAAAGAAGAACAUGCACGAUCUGCAAGAUGCGGCAUCCUACAGUGAUGCACAACAGAUCACCGUCAUUGCCUGGAGACAUGGCAUCGAACGACGAGCUGAAGCAGUGGACUUACCUGCAGGACAUCCAGCUGACAAGAAUCGACGCUGAGGUUGGCCUGUUGAUUGGUAGCAACUGUCCUGAAGUGCUCCAGCCCCUGGAG